Acaulospora morrowiae is the source of this 358-nucleotide messenger RNA. NCBI's taxonomy places the organism in Eukaryota, Fungi, Glomeromycota, Glomeromycetes, Diversisporales, Acaulosporaceae. The record is from the annotation of a GenBank genome assembly.
CCGAUCGAAUCUACUGCCGAAUUUCAAACGGGUUUAUCGUUUUGAUGCCUGUCCACCACCAGUUCUUGACCAAAUUCGUGAUCGUUACCGAAAUGUUCGGAAAUCGGAAUUACCACUGAUAGAAGCAACUAAGCAGAUAGUUUUUAUCGACGUUUUGAUUGGUCUGCUUUCCGAAGAAGGAUUCGAUUUUCGGCAGGGACUUGAUGGAAACCAUCUUUUGGUCGAUAGAAUACAUAAGAGAAAAAUUUUUGUCAAAGUUGUAGAUGAGGACGAAGAAAAAAUUGGUGAUACCGAAAUGCAUGGCGCUGAAGAAAAAAUUGGUGAUACUGAAAUAGAUGACGCCGAAAAGAAUCUAUAA